Molecule: messenger RNA, 1540 nt
Organism: Zingiber officinale
Lineage: Eukaryota; Viridiplantae; Streptophyta; Magnoliopsida; Zingiberales; Zingiberaceae
Exons: 6
Coding region: 619-1212 (197 amino acids)
Source: RefSeq, a predicted model, not a curated record
GAGCAGGUUUGGAAGUUGACAAAACUAAGAUACAAGCAGUCUGGGAUUGACUUACACCGAUGACCUUAACAAAAGCAAGACAAAUUGUUUGAAGGGUUGCAGAAUUGAGUAGCAUGAUGAUGCAGAGUCAGCUUUUCGAUUGAUUAAAGAACAACUCACAACGGCACCGAUCUUAGUCCUUCCAGAUUUUUCACCACCAUUUGAGUUGCACACAGAUGCUUUUAAAAUUGGUAUUGGCGCAGAACUCAGUCAGAACAGUAGACUCAUGAUAUUUUUCAGUGAAAAACUUUAUGGAGUAAAACUUAAUUACAAUACUUAUGAUGUGGAAUUCUAUGUCGUUGCGCAAGACAUGAGGUAUUGGUGUCACUAUUUGUUUCACAUAGAAUUUAUGUUUUAUACAGAUCAUGAUUAAUUAAGACACCUACACCAGCAAGACAAGGUGUCACUCCGCUAUGCGAGAUGGGUUGCUUAUUUGGAACAGUUCACCUAUGUGGUUAAAUAUAAAGCAAGGGUUGUUAAUAGAGUGGCAGAUGCUUUAAGUCGCAGGAGCAACUUUAUAGUUACUAUGUGGGUCGAGGUAGCAGGCGAUUUGAUUAUUAUGCAAAUCAGAAGAGAUAUAUGGAAUCUAAAAGGAAAGUAGUCUCCAAUCUCUCAGAAUACGCUGAGUACCUCAUUCAGAAGUGGAGAGCUGAGGAUGAGGACUCAUUUCAUGAAACACCCUGGUUUAGAAAACACUUCUGGGCCACAGAAGCAAGGAAGAAUGGCUUUCGUGAACCUCAUCAGGGAUCUUAUAGGAAUAAGAGGAAUGGAACAUUUGAUUUUUGUUCAAGUGACGAUGAUGAUGUGGAAACUAUAUUUCGUUCUUCAUUUGGAAGGGCGCGGUUCUCUUAUCGGUCAUUUUAUAGAUCUGAAAAUUUUCAGUGGAGUUAUUCUGGUGAUGAUUCUCAUAAAAGCUCUAGGAAUUGGACAUAUGAAACAGAAGAUGAAAUUGAUGCUUCUUACCAACAAAGUUUUGCGGGUGAAAGGUUGGCUCUUGGAUUAAAAGCAACUGGCCCUCUAAAGUUGGAAGAAGUUAAAACUGCAUACAGAAGUUGUGCUCUAAAAUGGCAUCCAGAUCGACACCAAGGUUCAUCAAAGAUAGCAGCAGAGGAGAAAUUCAAACACUGCACUGCUGCAUACCAGACACUGUGCGAUAAAUUAGCUAUGAACUAAUGUGAGGGCAGAGAUCACGAUAACUAUGGAAGUUCAUCAUGUUUUAUCAUUCAUCAAUUUAGUAAUUCUGGGUGCAAUGGUUCAAAUGUAGGCCAAGUGAUUCAUCGAUUCUGUUGGCAUCAUUUGAUGAAUUAUCAUGGAAUAAUAAAAGUAUUUAUGUCGUAGCUUUAGAGCUGCUUGUCCAGCUUUGUUGUUUCAUUGAUUAGGAAAAGAAGGGAAAUCUUUUCAGUUUUUAAAAGUAAUUGAGCAUUGUAAAGUGUACUUUCAUAUUCAAAUGAAAGGACCCAUUUUGUCUGAAGAGUCAAUGUAACCAUUCUCGUUUGUGGUC